Entrophospora sp. SA101 is the source of this 3600-nucleotide messenger RNA. The record is from the annotation of a GenBank genome assembly. Lineage: Eukaryota; Fungi; Glomeromycota; Glomeromycetes; Entrophosporales; Entrophosporaceae.
AUGUCAUUAUGGUCAGAUGAUUUAAAACUAAGAAUUUCUCAAGAACAUAAAAAGUUUAGAAUUCAAAUAGUUAAAGAAUUGAUUAAGGAAGCAACUCAAAACCCAUUAAAAAGAAAUACUCGUAAUGGAGAAAAUGGAGAGACAUCUGAAAAGAAAAAUGACAAUAAAAGAUUUCGUGUUUCUGACAUUUUUGAAUUACCAGCAACUAGAUUAAUUGAUAACAACAACAAUAUAAAAUCGGUGGAGUUGGAAGAGUUAGAGCUUAAUAAUGAGAUAGUUAUUGGAGAAAAUGAAAUUUCAGAUUUUUAUCCGUUAAAUGAUGUAGAAUCAACUAUCAAUGAGGCAGAACCCAGUAGUGAGUCUCUCGUACAAAAAUAUCCAAAUGUAGAUAGCCCGAAAGAUAAUUGGCUUUUACCUUCAGGAAGAUUGAUAAGAAAUAUAAUUUAUGGGCCAAAGAAUUUUCACAAAUCGCAUCCAUCACAUUUUGGAAUAAUACGUAUUGGUGUCAAUGUUCGUAAGCCCGAAUGGAUAGAGGAUGAAGAUUGGAUCUAUUUGAAUUCAACUGUUGAAUUCCCACGCUUUAAAUUAUCUUCUAACACAGAAGAAUUACUAAUUUUACUUUUAAAGACCGACUCUUUAACCGAAUAUAAGAAAACCAUUCGUGAAGCAAAAUACAAAAAUGAUAUCGAUCCUGAAAUGGAAUUUAUUACGGAUGUUCUUUGGUGGUUGGUCAGUAACAUUAACACCAAUAAUUCUAAAAGUAUAACUAAAUCAUUGUUAUCACUACCAUCGCCACCAGUCUCAUCGUCAUUAUCUGACGAUGUAUAUCAACGUUUUCGAUCUAGAGAGAUGUUGAGGUGGACACAGGAGGAAACUGAUUUGUUGGAGAAAGCGGUUGUCAAACACGGGACUGAAUGGGAAUUAAUAUCAGUGGAAUAUUUCAAUUGCAAAAAAGACACUGCAGCUUUAUCACGAAAAUGGAACUACAUUAGAAAAAAUAAAUCACUGUUAUAUUACGAUCGAUGGACAGAGGAAGAAGAUAAGAAACUGAAAAUGCUUACUAAAAAGCAUGGAACAAACAAUUGGAGCAAAAUUGUGGAACAGUUUAAUAAUACACGGAAUCUACUACAAAUUAAAAGACGAUGGGAACAACUAGCAUGGAAAAAAAAAGGUAAAUGGUUACCGGAGGAACAUGCGAUGUUGACACUUUUAGUAGAACAGUAUGGGUUCAAGUGGAAUGCUUUCUCAAGAGUUCUUGGUAGACCACCCGGAACUUUACGACUAUACUAUGACUAUGCCAUAGCCAAUCCACCUUGGACGAAAGUUGAAAAUGAUCAAUUGUAUCAGGCGGUGAAGGAUCAUGGCGAGGAUUGGGAUAAUAUCAAAGAAUUGUUUCCUUAUCGAUCAAAAAAUAACCUUAAAUAUCAUUAUGACAGAUCAAUAUCGGUUAAUCCUUUAAUUAAAAAAGGAAUUUGGUCUGAAGAAGAGAUUAGGGCUCUUGAGAUUUCCUACAGUAAGCAUGGAAAGAAAUGGAGAUUGGUUUCUGCUGAUGUUGGUACAAGAUCUUCGAUCCAAUGUAGAUUACGAUUUAAGGCUUUAACACGCGAUUCAAUUUCGGCGUCUUUAUUAAAUAAUCAUACUUUUCCUUCUGCUUUAUCCACCACGACUACCGUAACCGUAACCGCUGUUGCUACUUCACCCUAUCAAUCAUCACCUACUACUACUGACAUACAUGGACAAUCAUCUUCAUCGCAACAGCAAGAAUUACCACUACAGCAAGUACAUGAAUUGUCAUCAUCACCAUUAUUAAAAAAAGAGCAAGAAGGACAAGAGAAAAUGCAUUAUCAUUCCCCUCAAAAUGAUGAUGAUCAUCAAAAUUUUCCACAAAGAGACAGAUUUCAACAGUUUAACACUACCAAUUCACAUAUUUCGUAUGAAGAAACUAGCAAUAAUACAAAUGAUGAUGAUCUAUUACAAUUUAUUAUUAAUCCUUGUUUAUUUAAUAUUGAAGAUGGCAAAAAUGAUGAUUUGAUGAAAUUUCAACAACAACAAAAUUCAUCAUCGAGUAAUUCUGUAGAUAUCUUUCAUUUAAUAGAAAAUGAUGAUUUAAAAAAUGACUUGAUUAAUUUAUCAUCGCCGUCAUCAUCACUAACACUUCAGCCACGGUCUUUGCUGUUAACAUCAAAAUUAUCUCCUUCAUCAUCAACCACAACAAUCAUAGCUAAUAAUGAUAGUUUAUCUGAACGAGCAAACCAAUUUUCAGAAAAACGACCGCUCAUAUCUACAAUAUCUUAUAAUGAUGAUGGUGUUGAUGACGAUAGUACAACAACUACAUAUCCAUAUCUUUUGAGAACAAUUCCAAAUAACUCUCAAGUAAACGACGAUAAUAAUGAUAAUUCUUCAGCUGCCGCUUCAAUAUUAUAUCGUGAGCAAACAAAAUCAAUUAAAAAAGAAACAAAUUUAACAACUCCAGUUUUAAUGGUAUCACAAACAAUUUUUGCAUCUACAAUAUCUUAUAAUGAUGAUGGUGUUGAUGACGAUAGUACAACAACUACAUAUCCAUAUCUUUUGAGAACAAUUCCAAAUAACUCUCAAGUAAACGACGAUAAUAAUGAUAAUUCUUCAGCUGCCGCUUCAAUAUUAUAUCGAGAUUUAUAUACUCCUCAAUGGGUCAGAUACUCUGGUCAUAAAAAAGAAGGUUAUUGUGAUAAUUGUGAACCAGAUAAAUGGUUACAACUGAAAAAUAGUGCUUACUGGUAUCACAAACAAUUUUUGCAUGGAAUUUCUUCAGUAUCUGGAAAAAUGUUUAUUUCUCCGGUGGAAAUACGCAAAUUUGACUCGCCUGGCAAACGUACCGAAGGUCUUUGUCAUCAAUGUAAUCAAUGGGUUACAAUUUCAACUUCUCAAGAAGAAUUAGACAAUAUGAUGAGAAAAUUAGAGAUAUUGGAAGAAAUGAAUGCACAAUUUGAAGGAGGAAAGGUUCGAUUGGAAGACAAUGAAAAUGAAUUGAUAACAGAAAAUAGUAAACUUAAAGCGUACAGUAUCAAGUUGAAGGCAGAUAAUAAGAAAUUGAAAAAAUACAAGAAAACGGUAGAUUAUAAUUAUGGAGUCUUGGACUCAAUCAAUUCACAACUUAUGAGGGACAAUGCAAAAUUAGAGAGACAAUGUAGUAUAUACGAAUGUUUGAUAGAGAGCCUUGAAGGGACGAAUCAUGAUCAAAACUUUGAAAUUAAAGAAUUGAAACAAAAUUUACACAAUCAAAUCAACAAUAAUGUUUAUAGUAACAAUGCUAAUUUAAAAAUCAAUAAUGAAUUGUCAUUGGUAAAAUCUGAGAAAUUAGAAAUGUUGGAGAAAUUAGACAGGUUUGAGAAAUCGUUAGUGGAGCAAAGUGAAAUAGGAAAAGAUCAAGAUAUACAAAUUAAAAAAUUGAAUUUUCUAUUGAAUAAAGAAAGAGACAACAAUAAAAUAAAUGUUAAAAAGGUUAAUAAAUACUUGAAUAUUAUUCAGGAUUUGAAUAAAGAUAAAGAAGAUUUGAAAAAUCUCAGAGAAAUAGAACAGCUUGAACAAUUCAAGCAAACCAUAAAGUGCAAAGUUGAUUGA